Fusarium fujikuroi IMI 58289 is the source of this 1305-nucleotide messenger RNA. RefSeq lists its product as uncharacterized. Gene Ontology annotation, cellular component: cytoplasm; ubiquitin ligase complex. Bases 1 to 1305 code for a protein of 434 amino acids. Gene Ontology annotation, molecular function: zinc ion binding; ubiquitin conjugating enzyme binding; ubiquitin protein ligase activity. Gene Ontology annotation, biological process: positive regulation of proteasomal ubiquitin-dependent protein catabolic process; protein polyubiquitination; ubiquitin-dependent protein catabolic process. The record is from RefSeq and is a predicted model, not a curated record. NCBI's taxonomy places the organism in Eukaryota, Fungi, Ascomycota, Sordariomycetes, Hypocreales, Nectriaceae. The transcript has 3 exons.
AUGGAUGAGCCCGACGACCACGCGAUCGCUCUGAGCAUCGCACAAGCAGUCGAGGCCGACGCAGAGCUAAUUGCCGCUCUCAUUCGUGAGGAUGAACAGGCGAGACGCGACCAUGAAUUUGCCAUGCAGCUGGAAGAGGACUCAGAUGCUACGCCCGAAACAGACGACGAAGUUGAUCCUGGUGGGCUUGAUGACGAAGCUUACCAUACACUGCACGCUUUCAACGUUGCUGUUCAGCCAACAGCGAACACUGAAGUUGAAAUGGAGCUCUGUGAUGAAGGAGAUCACGAUGACAUGAGCUUUGACGAAGAAGAUGAGACAGAGUGUGGAAGCAACCCUGACGAUGACUUCGAGGGUGACGCCGAUAAUCAGAGCGACUGCACAGCUUCCCAAGAGGACGUCUCCUACAUGGAUGAAGAUGAGACCCAGGCAAAGGAUAUCCAAAUCGACGGAACCCAAACCGAGGACGCCGAGGGUUCCAAAGAAGAGCGAGAUGCCGAUGAGCACCCAGAAACCGCCGACCACUUCCCCAAAGAUGAGGUUUACGAAGCACCCUGCUCCCAUGGGAUGUGUCAGCCAUGUCUCAUCAGAAGCAUCCAAACAGCAAUGAAUGAUGAGUCCCUCUUCCCGCCGAAGUGCUGCGGCCAGGCCAUUCCCGCGAACGCAACAAACGUCUUCAUCACCGGGGAGUUAUUGGCCGAGUUUGAAGACAAACGAGAAGAGUUUGCAACAGCAAAGCGCACAUACUGCAGCGAUCGUACGUGCUCUGCAUUUAUACCCACUCGGUUCAUCGAAUCUGGUAUCGCCCGCUGCACUCGCUGCGAGAAGAAGACGUGUCUCAAUUGUUUGAGCGAGGCACACGAGGGCACAUGUACCGACGACCCCGAGUCACAACGAGUUAUUCGUUUGGCUGAGGAAAAGGGAUGGCAACGUUGCGAACAAUGCAAGAACAUGGUCGAACUGGACCACGGCUGCUUUCACAUUUCAUGUCGAUGCGGCUACCAAUUCUGCUAUCACUGCGGUAAGCGGUGGAAAACCUGUGACUGUCCUCAGUGGGAUGAGGAGCAACUCAUGGCGCGAGCAGCAGCAAAUGCCGCUGCACAAGCACCAGCAGCAGUACGACAAGCGCAACCCGUCCAGCGCGUUCGAUGCGAUCACGGAGACUACGUUCGAUUUAACAGGGAGCGCCGUGAAGAACAGUGCGACGACUGCAUGGAAAUGAUGUGGCAUUUCAUUUUGUGUUGUCCAAACUGCGACCUCGAGCUUUGCCUCCCAUGUCUCUUGGCUCGCCGACACUACUCGUAA